AUGUCCCACUCGAAGCGCAACACGUCAUUGGCCUUCUUCACCUCUCAUGAACGCUCUCUCCUCCGCUCAAGUUGGGGCACCCAGACAACUCGACUUACGCGCGACUCGUUUCUCCCCUUUGGAUAUUGCCGCCUAUGUCUCGGCUAUGCUAACGUUCCUGUGGCUUGCGGCGACGGGAACAACAACGGAACUCGAAAAGUCCAUCUCUUUUGCAGGGAAUGUGCAUUGAACGACCUCAUGGCUCAGAGGAAAGAGAUCAAACGGCUAGAGAGGGAAGCCGAAACGAGAGAGAAGGAGGAGCGCGAGGAGAAAGCGAGGGGGGAGGAAGAGAGGAAGAAAAGAGAGUUGGAAAUGUUUGAGAGGACUGCAAUGGGUUUUGCAGACGAUGGCGUUGAAUUCAUGGGAAGAAAAAGGAAGAGGGAAGCCGAAGAGUCGCAUACUCAUCGGUCUGAGACGCAGACCAACGGCACUGAAAGCAAUGAAAAGACCAAGAAGACAAAAUCCUCCGAAGCGAGUUUCUGGAUCCCAGGCUCUGAUAGCCUCUCCGCAUCGACGGCUACGGCUUCCAAAUCUAAACAACAAAAGCUUCAUCCACUAUGCCCCGCAUCCACACCGGGGGACAAACACAAUUACUCGCUGAAAUCACUCAUCACGGUCGAUUUUGCAGAGAUCGCCCCGGAGAAGGGUUCGGGCGCGAAGGCGGACGAGCCGACGAGGAUAUGUCCAAGCUGCAAGAAAGCCCUAAACAACACAUCACGACCAAUGUUGGGAACAGCAGAUGGUUGUGGCCAUGUCAUCUGCGGCGCCUGUGCUGACUUGUUUCUGUUGGGUUCCGGUUCCAACAACGGUGUAUCGUCGAAAGGGGCCGAAGGGACCAAAGCAAGCAUUCUCUGCUAUGUCUGCGAAGCGGAUCUGAGCGGGACGUCGUCCAAGACUGGAGAGAAUGAGGAGAAGGGGGGCAAGGAGAAGAAGCACAAACAUAGGGAGGGAAAGGAAAACAGUCGAAAAGUGGGCAGCUUGGUCGAGAUCAGUUGUGAAGGCACAGGUUUCGCUGGCGGGGGGUCGAAUGUGGCGAAGCGGGAGGGCGUGGCAUUUCAGUGCUGA
Messenger RNA from Fonsecaea multimorphosa CBS 102226, 1104 nucleotides. RefSeq lists its product as uncharacterized. The record is from RefSeq and is a predicted model, not a curated record. NCBI's taxonomy places the organism in Eukaryota, Fungi, Ascomycota, Eurotiomycetes, Chaetothyriales, Herpotrichiellaceae. Gene Ontology annotation, cellular component: nucleus. Gene Ontology annotation, molecular function: ubiquitin protein ligase activity. The transcript has a single exon. Bases 1 to 1104 code for a protein of 367 amino acids.